UUGCUACCCUUUUUUAUGGUUUUCUGUUCUCUCUUUUGCGGGUAACUGUAUGGGAAACGUGAUGGACGACACGCCCUGAAUUCCGGGUUUCUUCAGAUUCCUGUAACGUUAAGAACAGGAGUACCUCCAUUGGGUUUCACCUGUUUCGCUUUCCCUAGUGUCGGUUUCUGCAUUUAUGGUGGAGCCAUUAGUGUUACCUUAGCAUGGAGCUUGCUGCUUCAUGAUGGGGGUCUAGCCGUGGGUGGCAUUGAUAGAUAAGAUUCGCUUGUGUGGUGUUCGCUUGAUUUCUCAGUCUGUCGUGGGCAGUUGGUGCUUCAUUGGGUUGUUCUUGGUAGAAGUGUUCUUUUCUGAAAUGGGCUUCGAAUUUUCAGGAGAUGUGAGAUAAAAUAUUGUGAUUUUUCUCUUUGGAAUUUGUCGUCUCCAUCAGUCAGUUUUUUAAUGAGUUUUGUGUUUGUUGAGUUUUUGGUGUGUAAUUUUUGUUGUUGAGUGAUUUCUUGAAUUAAUGCGUCUUUGUUUUUGUUGAAGCAUUUGCCUUUGGGUUGACGAUGUUCUUUCUUUCUUGCUUUUGAGAUUUCGAAGUGUUCCUUCGUCAAAAAUCUUGUAAAAGAUCAGCAAUGUAAAAUUUCUGAUGCUUCUCCUAGUUUUCAACGUAGAAAAAUUGUACUUUUUGCGGCCUUUUAACGAACAGGCGUUCAGUGGUGUUUCUGAAGAAUGGGGAGUGUGAGGAGAUCGAUGAAUAAGGUUGAAGUAAAUGAGAGUUACUUCAAGUUUACUAUGAAUUAUACAGGUUCUCUGAAGGCUACUUGGCAGCCAGUAAUGACGGCUAACACAACCAACUUCGAGUACUGGAUGCAUUGGCAAGUUUUUUUAUGCGCAAUAUGGAUACUUCUUGCGAUGUUUGUGGCCUCAGUUUUGAUUCUGAAGUACGACGCAUCAUAUAAACUGCGGGGCCGAGAAGCAGAUUCAGAUGGACAAAUGGAUGAUUGUUUGUACGCUGAUGAAUCUUGGAGGCCUUGUUUAAAAGAAAUCCAUCCUGCUUCCUUACUGAUAUUCCGGGUUGUUGCUUUCUGUUUAAUGGCGUCUCUUCUCUCAAUCAACAUCAUUUUGGACGGAGCAGAUAUGUUCUACUUCUACACCCAGUGGACAUUCACUCUAGUGACAGUUUACUUUGGGCUUGGAUCUGUGUUAUCCAUGUAUGGCUGCUAUCUCACUUUAAAAAAAGGGGGUAAUGAUGCUGACCGUUUCAAGGUGGAUACUGAGAGGGGCAGUUAUGUUCCUCCUGUAAGGGGGUGCAAUGGAAGUAUGGCUGCAAACAGUAACCACGGAGAAAGAAACACUCGUGAGAAGGCUGGGAUCUGGGGUCACAUAUUUCAGGUUAUGUUUCAGACAAGUGCAGGAGCUGUGAUGCUCACAGACUGUGUUUUUUGGUUCAUCAUCUUUCCAUUUCUCACUGUCAGAGAUUAUAGCUUAAAUUUUUUCAUGGUCAGUAUGCACUCAAUCAAUGCCGUGCUCCUUCUCAUUGACACUUCAGUGAAUUGCAUGCGGUUCCCAUGGUAUCGCAUUGCCUACUUCAUGCUAUGGACUUCUGUAUAUGUGAUCUUCCAAUGGGUUAUCCAUGCCUCUGUCUCUUUAUGGUGGCCAUACCCAUUCCUUGACUUAUCAUCUUCUUGGGCUCCUCUAUGGUACCUUUUCGUUGGCUUGCUGCACAUCCCAUGCUAUGCAUUGUUUUCCUUCAUUAUAAAGGCUAAGCAUUACUUCUUUGCAAGAUGGUUUCCUCAAUCAUAUCAAUGUUCAAAGUGAUACGUCCAGAGAAGUGGAGGGAAGGCCUUUUGGUCGGCUGUUGUCUUCCCUAAGAUAGCAUUUAUUACGGACAUCAGAUAUAAAGUUUUGGGAAAAAUGGUGCUAAACUUGGUCAUCAUCGUUGAAGAAAAUAGAAAUAGAAAUAGAAAUGAAAUUUAAAUUAUUGAAAGAUGUAAAUUCUUCCUAAAUCAGUGGCAGAUAUCAUUUUUACAGAAUUGUAAAAUGCCUCUCUUUAAGAAUCUGGACAUGAAGUGCACCGGAUGUAAAUGAUAAUUGAAGGGCUUUUACGUGUUAUAGUUCCAUCUG
Messenger RNA from Nymphaea colorata (pocket water lily), 2106 nucleotides. RefSeq lists its product as uncharacterized. The transcript has 8 exons. The record is from RefSeq and is a predicted model, not a curated record. NCBI's taxonomy places the organism in Eukaryota, Viridiplantae, Streptophyta, Magnoliopsida, Nymphaeales, Nymphaeaceae. The coding region runs from base 712 to 1800 and encodes 362 amino acids. Gene Ontology annotation, cellular component: membrane.